Molecule: messenger RNA, 1069 nt
Organism: Ostrea edulis (European flat oyster)
Lineage: Eukaryota; Metazoa; Mollusca; Bivalvia; Ostreida; Ostreidae
Product: tripartite motif-containing protein 3-like
Exons: 1
Coding region: 86-922 (278 amino acids)
Biological process (GO): proteasome-mediated ubiquitin-dependent protein catabolic process; negative regulation of translation; protein polyubiquitination
Molecular function (GO): translation repressor activity; ubiquitin protein ligase activity
Source: RefSeq, a predicted model, not a curated record
UGUUGUUUUGUUGCAUUGUUUACGCUAUCAUUUUAAAUCAGAGUUUAUCUUGAUUGUAAACAACUUUUCUUUUAUAACAGAUAAGAUGCAAGCUCAAGUCUUAUUUGAAGUUGUGUAUCGUGAAGUGAAACGGAUAAAAAAAAAACCAACACGAUAUUGCGAAAACAGAUACACAUUUGAUCUAGCAUAUACAGGCAACGGAAUCGUGGCUGUAUUUGUUGUACAACGGGAAGGACUAACAGUCGAUCCCUGGGUUAUUGGGAAAGAUAUAAGUUGGUUUUCUACGCGUGGAUCAUAUGUAUCCUUCGCCAAAAACAAGAAUUUGGUUAUAUCCCAUGAAGGAAACCGUUUUUGCUACUUGUAUGCCGAAAAAGAUAACAGGAAAACACAGCCAAAUUACUACCGGAAAGAAGGAUACACUUCAACUGGAACAGCUACGUGCAAAUCCGGCGCCAUUUUAGUUUGUCUGUGGAACGAUGCAAUGGGAGAUAGUUCUCAUGGUUUAGUUGUACAUAUGACGCUAAAGGGAGACUAUGUCUUCGAAAUUGAAUCAGAAAAAAACCGACGCUUAUUUACAUGUCCAAUUUACGUCACAGAAAACGGUAAUGAGGAUGUCUGCGUGUCUGAUGUAGACGCCGUGGUCGUAACGGAUAGAAUAGGAAUGUUUCGGUUCCGGUUUACAAGCCACCUCGGAGACCCUCAGUUCGAUCCAUACGGGAUCUGCUGUGAUUUCAGGUGUAACAUCAUCAUAGCAGAUAUGAAAAAUGACAAAAUACAUGUGAUAGAUGAGGACGGCGCAUUUCUUUACUACAUUCAGUACGAAGGAAUGAAGAUGCCGCGAGCUCUCUGUAUCGACGAAAAUGAUCACCUGUACGUUGGAGAGUGGAAUUGUGAUGUUAUUAAAGUUAUAUCGCGUGAUUAACAUCUAUCUACUUUAUCUGACAAAAGGAUGUGGCUAAGGAAUUAUAAAAUGUUUUAUUAUAGCCGUUACUGUUCUUUAGGAUAUAUACUGAAAUACAUAUGUAUAACUAUAUGGAAUGCAAUGUAACAUAUUUUCCAGCAAACCGUA